UAAUAUCGAGAGAAAGUGGAAACACAAGGGUUGUAUUUAUAAAUAUCACAGAACACAAUAGAGAGGUUACUUACUCUUUGCUCUACCACAAAAUGAACCUGAAAGUUGGUGUUCUUGCAAUACAAGGUGGCUUUUCAGAGCAUGAGUAUGCUUUGCUAAGAUGCCUGAAACAAAAUGGUGGUGUCUUGGAUAACCUGAAUCUUGAAAUUUCUAGGGUUACCCAAGCUGAAGAUGUUAAAGGUUUAGAUGGCCUGAUUAUCCCUGGUGGGGAAAGCUCGGUUAGUUCACUGAUUAUGGAUGAUGCGAUCUUGGAUGAAUUAAACAUUUGGGCAAAUGAUGAUAAACAUGUUGUGUUUGGGACAUGCGCUGGCUUGAUUGCACUGUCAAAGAAUAUUGAGAACUCUAUGGAAGGCCAACAGAGUCGCUUUUCGAAGUUGGCAAGAAUCAAUGUAACGACAAGUCGAAAUUUCUUUGGAAGACAACUGAACAGCUUUGAAGGACAAGUAGCUAUCAAUGAAAAAGCAGUCUCCAAAUUUGCCAAGAAUAAGCCACAAGAUAUUUUCAAUGGGGUAUUUAUAAGAGCACCAGGAAUUGUGGCUAUAAAUGGCCUGGCAGUCAAAACUCUUGCAACACUUCAUAUUGAGGGUACGGAUGUCAUUGUAGGGGUUGAAGAGAAGAAUUGCAUUGCGUUAGCAUUCCAUCCUGAACUCACAGAAGACAUAAGAUGGCAUGCAUAUUUUCUAAAUAUGAUCAUGGAAAGAAAAUAAACCAAACAUAUUGUAAAUAAAUAUAAACUAUGUU
Dendronephthya gigantea is the source of this 801-nucleotide messenger RNA. Its product is annotated as pyridoxal 5'-phosphate synthase subunit PdxT-like. Lineage: Eukaryota; Metazoa; Cnidaria; Anthozoa; Malacalcyonacea; Nephtheidae. Gene Ontology annotation, molecular function: glutaminase activity. The record is from RefSeq and is a predicted model, not a curated record. The transcript has 2 exons. The coding region runs from base 93 to 767 and encodes 224 amino acids. Gene Ontology annotation, cellular component: cytosol; glutaminase complex. Gene Ontology annotation, biological process: pyridoxal 5'-phosphate biosynthetic process; pyridoxine metabolic process.